AUGUCGACAUGGAUGCAGAAUGCUGAAGAAGCGUCGAAAGAUAGUGGGAAGCGCCGACUAUCUGGACGCAUACAUAUCCUAGGCCUUGGGAAUGUAGGCACAUUCGUUGCCCACUCUCUCGCAAGUCGUCCGUCUCCUCCGCCUGUCACUCUACUCUUGCAUAACCCCAAUCUGUACAAGUCAUGGCUGGGGAGGAAAAAGUGCUUAGCGAUUAACUCGAAUGGAUUGGACGAUAUCAAGACGGGCUUCGAUGUCAAUGUCCUGAAUGGCAAAACAUGGCACGCAUUCCCAUACUGGGAUAAAAACGGGAAGAACGGGGAAGCCAUAGCUCGAGCAGACGAGAUCGAUGUUGAAGGGUCCCUGGCCGAGUCUGUCCAAGAUGAGGAGCGCAUUGAAUGCUUGGUCGUUAGUGUCAAGGCGCCGGUGACAGCUAUGGCUUUGGAAUCUGUUAAGCAUCGUUUGACACCCGACUCUACGGUCCUACUACUUCAGAACGGCAUGGGCGUCAUCGAUGAGCUCAACGAAAAGGUCUUCCCUGAUCCCCGCAAACGCCCGAACUACAUGCAAGGCAUUGUCUCGCAUGGGUUGGCUCGCAGGAAAGAACCCUUCCAAGUCGCCCAUACGGGCAUCGGCACGACCAUCCUGGGACCGGCCUUGCCCUCGAACUCAACAUCUCCGAUCAGUGAAAACGAGGAUGACUGGGCCGCUAGCACCAAGUAUCUCCUGCGGACCAUGACUCUCACUCCUCCACUGGUUGCUGUCGCGGAGACUCCGUCCGCUCUUAUGCUCUACCAGCUUGAGAAGCUGGCGAUGAACGCUGUCAUUAAUCCGUUGACGGCGUUGAUGAACUGCGAGAAUGGCGAGCUUCUCUACAACUACAGUCUCACGCGCGUGACGCGAUUGCUUCUUCAUGAGUUUUCGAGCGUGAUCUGCGCCCUUCCCGAACUACAGGGCAUCCCUGGUAUCGAGAGCCGAUUCUCCCCGGAACGACUGCGCUGGAUGGUUACUCAGCUUGCCAGCAAGACAGCAAAGAACCACAGCUCCAUGCUGCAGGACGUACGAGCCGGCAAGACGACCGAGAUUGAAUACCUAAACGGCUACAUUGUGCGCAGAGGCGAAGAGCUCGGUAUCAACACACGUCGAAAGCAAAGAGAUGCCAGCGCCAUCCCGAUCGACAUUUUGUAG
Molecule: messenger RNA, 1185 nt
Organism: Aspergillus niger
Lineage: Eukaryota; Fungi; Ascomycota; Eurotiomycetes; Eurotiales; Aspergillaceae
Exons: 2
Coding region: 1-1185 (394 amino acids)
Biological process (GO): pantothenate biosynthetic process
Cellular component (GO): mitochondrion; cytoplasm
Molecular function (GO): NADP binding; 2-dehydropantoate 2-reductase activity
Source: RefSeq, a predicted model, not a curated record